Molecule: messenger RNA, 2065 nt
Organism: Peromyscus leucopus (white-footed mouse)
Lineage: Eukaryota; Metazoa; Chordata; Mammalia; Rodentia; Cricetidae
Gene: C12H3orf52
Product: chromosome 12 C3orf52 homolog
Exons: 6
Coding region: 7-657 (216 amino acids)
Source: RefSeq, a predicted model, not a curated record
GCUGCCAUGGAAGCGGCCAGAACCCCAUCGCCCCGGGAACAGCUGGAGCUCUCGAUCCUGGAAGGGCAGCAGGAAGAGCUGACGCCUCUCAACAGCCUCCAGAUCCAGCCUUCCUCCGCAGAGCGCUCUAGCCCAGCCCAGACGGACAAGGAAAGUCCCUGGAGUCCCUGUAACAAGAUCGUGGUUGGAAGAUGUAAACUGUGGAUGGUCAUUGUCACCAUUUUCGUGUGUUUCGCUAUAGUGAUCAUUAUAAGUUUAUGCCUUGUAGGAGUAACUUACAUCGAUGAAGAUGAAAAUGAAAUACCUGAAUUAUCAUCAAACAAAACCUUCUUCAUCGUGUUCAAGAUUCCAGAGGAGUGUGUUAAUGAAGAGGAAUUGCAUCACUUGCUCACUAAAAGGCUCACGGACACAUAUAAAGAGUCCCCAUCUCUGAGCCGUUAUUUCACUUCUGCUGACAUCGUGGAUUUCAGUGCUGAAAACGCCACGGUAACCUAUCACUUGCAGUUUGGAGUUCCAGCUGAAGAUGAUGGCUUCAUGGAGUACAUGAUGAGUGAAGAGCUGGUGCUUGGCAUUAUGAGACAGAACCUUCACGAUAAGAAUAUAUCCAGUUGUGAGAGUCUCGGGCUUGAUCCGGAAUCCCUCUUGCUCUACGAAUGAGGCGGUGGAGGUUGGUCUGUGUCGGAAAGCAGUGCUCUGCAGUCUCAGAGUGAAGAGAAUGCAGAAACCUAUCCAGCAGUGAGUGGCCAGAAGGAGGAGAUGGUCCUCCCACUGAUUCUGCACAGAUAGGAAGUCUGGCUCCAUAUCCAGAAUUCGUGAAAGCUGUUCCUGAGAGCUGUCCCAAUGGGGUUCAGGUGCUAGAUGAGGUCUGGGAUGGAUCAAAGAUCCCACAGCACGAGCUUCCUGCUGCCUUGGAAGCACUGGCUGCCUCUGCUCACACAUGGAUGUUAUUCCUGUAGAGCAAGGAGAGUACCUGGCUUUGUUUAAGGCAGGGUUCUGUUAGCCUGGGCUGAUGUGGCAAGGCGGAGAGCAAGUAGUCAGGGGAAGGAUGCGGAACCGAGUCAGUUGGUCAUUCAAGCUGGAGCCCCGCCCCAAUUAUAUUUAAUGGACCCCUAAGCUAAGGGUGGGAGGAAGAGAAAGGUACUUCCAAGACCUAAGGAGCGUAGCUCUUCAUUUACUUCCACUACCUCCACCUGUAUAGGUGUGUGAACAGCUGAGCUCAGGCACAUCACUGAGUGUUACGUAUAGAAAUAUGUUCGAUGCAUCUUCUUUCUCUUUUCUUUAUUGUUCCUGAGAUGCCUCAGUAUCUUUUUUUUUUUGAAAACAUAAGUCUGUGAGUUUUGAACAUGUGCUGUCCUUUAAGAGUGUUUAUUAUUGUUAUUGUAAAAGUCAUCAAAGGAUCAUUAGGAUUACUUAACUCCUGCUGCUAAUACCACACACUGGCUUUGCAUCACCACCAGCCUUCCUGUAAGACACAGUUUCUUGAGUUGUUGUGUGUGUGUCUUAUGGCAGAUGGUUGCUAAGCAGAGGGUUGCUGUCCUUUUGAAACUGUCAAAAGAGGCAUGCCUGUCCCUUGGGAGGCCAGGAGGAAGUUAGUGACUGUAUCUGUCCUCUGUACAUAGAGAAUGCCUGUCAUGAGGGAAUAGAGUAUUUGUUUUGUUGGGGAAAUUGUCUUCUUGGAUAUUUUCUGGGACAGAGGUUUUUAUUUUAUUGUUGUAUAAUGAGAAAUCUCCCAGCCUGAUACCUCAGAUGGAUUAGCCACGGAUGCAGGUCACUGCAGCAGGCAACUAUGCGAGCCUGUGUCAAGUGAAGGGUUCGGGACAAUGUGAAUUUGCUUUCUUAUUUAACUACUAUAUACUAUAGUAAUAAUAAUUGCUAUAUUGUAAUUUAUUGUUUCAUUUUCAGUAUAGUUCCUUAAACUACUAAAGCAGGUGGAUGUUUCUUCUUCCCCUUUAUUUUUUACACGUCAAAUGUGAACCUCCCUAUGUGUGUACUCUUUUGAAAGCAAUGAGGAAUUUUAAUACAAAAUGAUUUUAAAACAUGUACAAUAAAUUAUUUUUGCAAAUGU